ACACAAAUCACUGCAGGUUUCAUACAAUCUGAAUUCUGAUCUGAUACAAUCGCUUGUUCUUAGAGUUUCGCUAGGCUGUUUGAGAAAAUUCUUGAGUGACUGAGUGUUAUUCAGAAAGUUUGUACCUUUGGAACAUUUCGGAUAUGGAUUUGAAUAAUUUAGUGCUUUUAACAAUUAUUACAAGUUUUGGCACUUUGUUGAUGAGAGUACUUUAUAUUUUAAGGAAAAUAUAUGCCCAGCAGAACAGACUUACUGUCGAAAAGAAAUCAUUAAAAGUUAUACUUUGCAUUGGAUCCGGAGGUCACACUACCGAGCUAUUAAAAAUUGUAGCUCAAAUGAAUUUAAAAAAAUACAGCCCAAGGCUUUACAUGAUGGCUGACUCUGACAAUAAUAGUGAAACUAAAAUAAUCUCCACUGAAAAGGAUACAAAAGACUAUCAAAUCUGCAAGAUUCCAAGAAGUAGAAAUGUACAUCAGCCCUAUAUGACAUCGAUUUUCAGCACCCUCCAUGCUAUUUUGUACUGUGUUCUACCAAUAUUUAGAUUUAGACCCGAUGUUAUAAUCUGCAAUGGCCCUGGAACAUGCAUUCCAAUUUGUUUUGUUGUUUUUUUAAUGAGAUGUUUUUGCAUUCUAGAUUGCAGAAUAGUGUUUAUUGAAAGUCUUUGUAGGGUAAGAACUUUAUCAUUAUCUGGCAAGAUACUACAAUUUAUAGCCGAUAUUUUUGUAGUCCAGUGGCCACAACUUCAUAGUGUGUCUUGGAGAAGUAUGUAUUUUGGUAGACUUACUUAAGUUGGUUUAUAAACAUAAAUGGAAUUAUUCUAGCUUACAUUAAGGAUUGGUCUCUGCUGGGCUCCAACUAGGUACUGCAGGCAUAGUCUCAAUGUAUGGCAACUAAUGCUACUCCCAAGUGGGCGUACUAGAACCAGUCUUGAACAAUGUGUGAUGGUGACAUGCUACAUGUUCUGUUAAACUUUGCUAAUAAUUGGAACUAAAAUAAUAUUAUUUUUUCAACUAACUCCAUGUACAGGAAAGAGUAGAGAAUAGUUUUUGUCUUUAAAUUUGAAAGGUCCCUGAGACAGUCUAACAUAAACUGAACAUGUAAAAAGUUGCUAGAAUUUUAAGUAUAAUUAUCAAAAACAAGUUAAAAUACUUAUUGUUAUCAACCUAAGGUUGACUAUUAUUGUCUAGUAUGGUAUUAUUUGCAAUUGAAUUGUAACAAUAGAGUACUGCCACAGAUUAUAGUUUAAAAUAAGAGAAAAGCUGAGAUGGCUGUUUACUUACUUUUGUAAUAUUUUAUAAAACUAGAUAUAAAUAAAACACAUACAUUAAAUAUA
Molecule: messenger RNA, 1333 nt
Organism: Leptidea sinapis
Lineage: Eukaryota; Metazoa; Arthropoda; Insecta; Lepidoptera; Pieridae
Product: UDP-N-acetylglucosamine transferase subunit ALG14 homolog
Exons: 1
Coding region: 144-788 (214 amino acids)
Biological process (GO): dolichol-linked oligosaccharide biosynthetic process
Cellular component (GO): UDP-N-acetylglucosamine transferase complex
Source: RefSeq, a predicted model, not a curated record